This is a messenger RNA of Sesamum indicum (sesame), 1220 nucleotides long. RefSeq names its product peroxygenase. The record is from RefSeq and is a predicted model, not a curated record. NCBI's taxonomy places the organism in Eukaryota, Viridiplantae, Streptophyta, Magnoliopsida, Lamiales, Pedaliaceae. Gene Ontology annotation, molecular function: monooxygenase activity; calcium ion binding.
UUAAUUUUCAUUCCCGGAUUGAAGAAACUGACAGAAAGCUUAUUUCUUGGUCAGGAAUUAAUUGGGUGGGCGAUGGAUUGAUCCAUUAGCUAUUCUACGUGUUAAAUGUGAGUCCGCAAGGUGACGAUAGCUUUAACCUUUGGAGACGGAAAGUCUGCAUGUCCACCGCGCACUUCACGAGGUGGAUUUCCCCGCCAUAGAGCUUUAAUUGUUUGCCGUAUAACGUUUAUAUAUAUCAAGAAGCAUUUGGGUGGUCGUAUAACAGAAGAGUUUCUUGAGAAAUCGAGCGUAGAGAAGAGAAGGGUGAUAUAGUAAGAUUUUUUGUGCAAGGAGAGCGAUGGUGACUGUUGGGGCUACGGGAAUGGAGAGAAAUCCUGCAAUGUCGUCCGAGGCGCCGCUUGCUCCGGUCACUUUGGAGCGGCCGGUACGCAGCGACUUGGAAACUAAAAUACCGAAGCCAUAUAUGGUAAGAGGGUUGGUUGCCCCUGAUAUAGAUCACCCCAAUGGAACACCAGGCCACAUGCAUCAUGAUUUGAGUGUACUGCAGCAGCAUGUUGCUUUCUUUGAUCAAGACAAUAACGGAAUCAUCUAUCCAUGGGAGACUUAUGCUGGAUGUCGCCAAAUUGGGUUCAAUAGGAUUUUAUCUCUUAUAUUGGCGGUCGUCAUUAAUGUUGGAUUGAGCUACCUUACACUUCCAAGUUGGAUUCCCUCUCCUUUCUUCCCUAUAUACAUCCACAACAUACACAAGGGCAAGCAUGGAAGUGAUUCUGGAACCUUUGACACGGAAGGAAGGUACUCCCCUGUAAACUUUGAGAAUAUAUUUAGCAAGUACGGCCAAACAUUUCCUGACAAGCUCACGCUACGGGAGUUGUGGAACAUGACUGAAGGCAAUAGAGUUUCAUUUGACUUCCUUGGCUGGAUUUUUAGCAAAGGAGAGUGGGCUGUUCUCUACAUUCUAGCAAGGGAUGAAGAUGGUUUCCUGUCGAAAGAGGCAAUAAGACGCUGUUAUGAUGGCAGCUUGUUCGAGUACUGCUCCAGGAUACAGAGAGGUGCUGAGGAGAAGAUGGAAUAAAGCUAUUGUUGCUGCUGUUCAUGGUAUCAGUUGUUCGUGUGCUGUGUGAAAGAAUAAAAAAUAAAAUGUAUGUUGCAAUGUUUCUGAUGGAAGUAGUUCGGACACGUAUAUGAUCAAUAAAAGCCAGCUUUGAACUUAAAUUUUUGGU